AUGUGUGGCCCCAUCAGAGGGCUGCUCCUGGCCCUAGUGGUGGGAUUUGGCAUGGUGGUGGCAUUUGCACCCAUACCCCGGAUCACCUGGGAACUUGGAGAGGUAGAACUGUUGCAGUUUCAUGAGCCAGGGGUAUUCAACUACUCCGAGCUGCUGCUGAACAGGUACAAGGACACACUGUAUGUGGGCGCCCGGGAGGCCAUCUUUGCACUGAAUGCACUCAACAUUUCCCAGAAGCAAUUGGAGACACAGUGGAAGGCCUCAGAUGAGAGAAAGGCAGACUGCAUAGAAAAAGGGAGAUCAAAAGAGACAGAAUGCCUCAACUACGUCCGGGUGCUGCAGCAGUUUACCUCAACCUUCCUUUAUGUGUGUGGGACAAAUGCGUUUCAGCCCACAUGUCAGUUCCUGAACCUAACAGCCUUUGACUUUUUGUGGAUUAAGAAAGAUGGCAGAGGAAAGUGUCCCUUUAGCCCUGCACACACUUACACAUCUGUCAUGGUUGAUGGAGAGCUUUAUGCUGGGACAACAUAUAAUUUUUUGGGAAGCGAGUUCAUCAUCUCCAGAAAUUAUUUCUACAGUCAUCUGCAAACCGAAUCCGACAUUCCAUGGCUGUAUGAGCCUAACUUUGUCCAUGCUGAUGUGAUACGGAAUAGCCGCGAUGGCUUCAAGGAUGAUGAUGAUAAGGUCUACUUCUUCUUCACAGAAGUAUCUGUGGAGUAUUACUUCCUUUUCAACUUACAGGUCCCACGCAUUGCAAGAGUGUGCGUGGAUGACCAGGGUGGCCAGAAGAUCUUGCAAAAUAAGUGGACAUCCUUCCUGAAGGCCAAGCUACUCUGCUCCCAGCCAGACCUAGGCCUGAUCUUCAACAUAGUGAAAGAUGCCUUUGUACUGCAUCCCCCAAGAGCCGAGGAGCCUGUUAUCUAUGCACUCUUUGUGCCCCAGCUGAACAACGUGGGAAUGUCCGCGAUCUGCACCUAUGCGUUGUCCACGGUAGAGGCAGUGUUCUCCCAUGGGAAGUACCUGCAGAAAGCCAGUGUGCAUUCAUACCCCAAAUGGGUAACUUACCAUGGUGAAGUGCCCACACCUCGGCCUGGAAUGUGCAUCAACAGCGAGACACGUGCAGCCAACUACAACAGCUCUUUGCAUUUACCAGACAAAACACUGCUGUUCAUCAGAGACCACCCUUUGAUAGCAGAGUCAGUAACUCCAAUAGGCAACAAGCCCAUAUUAGUGAAAAAAGAUGUGAACUACACCCAGAUCGUGGUGGACAGGACCCAGGCCCUGGACAAGAACUUCUAUGAUGUCAUGUUUAUCGGCACAGCACACGGCACCCUGCACAAAGCUGUCCAGCUCCAGAACGGCAUGCACAUCAUUGAGGAGACACGGCUUUUCCAGAACUCUGAGCCAGUCCAAAACCUGUUGCUGUCUUCAAAGAAGGGCAGCAAGUUUGCCUACGCCAGCUGCAACUCAGGAGUGGUCCAAGUCCCUCUGGCCUUCUGCAGGAAGCACAGCAGCUGUGAGGAGUGUGUGCUGGCCCGGGACCCCUACUGUGCCUGGAGCCCAUCAGAGGGCGCCUGUGUGGCUCUUCCUGAGGCCCAGGGCUGCACCAGAAGGACUUGCAUUCAGGACAUGAGUGGUGAUGUAUCUUCAUGCCCAACUAAAAUUAUAGAAAGUUAUCAGAAGAUUAUUUACAAACAGCAUUGUACCGCAUACUUAACAUGCUAUGCAAAGUCCAACAUGGCCCAAAUAGUGUGGAAGUUCUUCAAUGACACAAUGAAUCCUAAAAGACCUAAGUACGUUUUUGAGAGACGGAAAAACCUGAUCAUCUUCAGUCUGUCUGAAAGGGACAACGGGGUGUACAGCUGCCUGUCCGUGGAGAGGAUUGGCAACACUACAGUCUCCCGUGUACUAAAGAGGUAUAUACUGGAAGUGAAGCAUGAUCCCAAAUCUGACUGCUACAAGAAUAUAAAAUAACCCACAAAGCAUCAGUGGCAUCUUCCUAGAUGUCUUUUCCCUCAAUGCUAGUCAUUCAGAUCACCAUCCCUCAGAGCUGUCAUCUCACUUCCCAAGCCUUUGGACAAAAGAUUGGCAACAACACAGUAUGCUCUACUCAGAGAUGAGAGUGUAUCUCAAGUCAAGUGGCCACUGGUUCCAUAUAAUCCCCUUCCUCUUCAUCCUCUUCCUCUUGGCCUACAUCUGCUAUAAAGGCUUCUUGCCCAGACAGUGCUUGAAAUUCUGCUUAGCCCUGCUGCUACCCAGGAAGAAGCCCAAUUUGGAUGUUUCUGACCUAGAGCAGUGUCAAUGAGGGUUACCAGUGAAGAUUGUGAGCUUCUCCCAGCAGAAUGGAGAGCAGUCUGAGCCAACCCUGAAUGCCAUCACCAGCAAUGUCUCCACAGACUGCCCAGACUCAUAGAGGACCAGUGAGCUCUCCACCAGAGAAAAGCUACUCAAUGCCCAGUGUGAAUUGAGGUUCACCUACUUGGAUGCCAGUGGGGACUGAGGGCUAGUCAUGUGUUCUCACCCAUGUCUUGGAGACUGUGGGACAAG
Messenger RNA from Perognathus longimembris pacificus (Pacific pocket mouse), 2547 nucleotides. RefSeq names its product semaphorin-4D-like. Gene Ontology annotation, molecular function: chemorepellent activity; semaphorin receptor binding. The record is from RefSeq and is a predicted model, not a curated record. The transcript has 14 exons. NCBI's taxonomy places the organism in Eukaryota, Metazoa, Chordata, Mammalia, Rodentia, Heteromyidae. Gene Ontology annotation, biological process: positive regulation of GTPase activity; negative regulation of transcription by RNA polymerase II; semaphorin-plexin signaling pathway. Bases 1 to 1974 code for a protein of 657 amino acids.